Tauraco erythrolophus (red-crested turaco) is the source of this 1540-nucleotide messenger RNA. NCBI's taxonomy places the organism in Eukaryota, Metazoa, Chordata, Aves, Musophagiformes, Musophagidae. The record is from RefSeq and is a predicted model, not a curated record.
AUGGCGAGUCCAAGAACAAGGAAAGUCCUGAAGGAAGUGAGAGCACAAGACGAGAACAAUGUCUGUUUUGAAUGCGGUGCAUUUAACCCCCAGUGGGUGAGUGUGACCUACGGAAUUUGGAUCUGUCUUGAGUGCUCAGGAAAACACCGAGGCUUGGGAGUUCACCUCAGUUUUGUACGUUCCGUAACCAUGGACAAAUGGAAGGAUAUUGAGCUGGAGAAAAUGAAGGCUGGAGGUAAUAGCAAAUUUCGAGAGUUCCUGGAGUCUCAAGAUGACUAUGAUCCCUGCUGGUCAAUGCAAGAGAAAUACAACAGCAAAGCUGCGGCUCUUUUUAGAGAUCAGGUAGCUACAGUAGCUGAAGGCAAGGAGUGGUCUAUUGAAACCUCUCCUGCCAGGAACUGGACCCCACCUCAGCCUAAACUGUCUCUCUCUUCCACUCAUCGUUCUGCUGGGCAAUCUCAGGCUGCAACUGCCUCCUCUGACAAGGCUUUUGAAGACUGGUUAAAUGAUGAUGUCAACUCCUACCAAGGUGGCCAAGAGAAUCGCUAUGUGGGAUUUGGAAACACAGUAAACCCUCCGAAAAAAGAGGAUGACUUCCUGAAUAAUGCUAUGUCUUCCUUGUACUCGGGAUGGAGCAGUUUUACAACUGGAGCAAGCAAAAUUGCCUCAGCUGCUAAAGAAGGUGCUACCAGGUUUGGAUCUCAAGCAAGUCAAAAGUUUUGGGGCUACAAGCAGCAGCCGGAGCCGGCGUCAGAGUUAGGUCAGACAUUAAAUGAAAAUGUUCUCAAACCUGCACAGGAAAAGGUGAAAGAGGGGAAAAUAUUUGAGGAGGUCACCGUGGGGGUAUCCCAGUUGGCCAGCAAGGGAGUUGGAAGUAAGGGAUGGCGAGAUGUCACCACUUUUUUUUCUGGCAAACCAGAUGAUAAUUCUGAAAGACCAGCUGAGGGAGACAGCUACCAGAACAGUGGAGGGGAAGGCUACCAGAACAAUGCUGUAGAUCAAAGCUUCUGGGAGACCUUUGGCAACUCAGAUCCACCAAAAGCUCAUAAAUCUCCAAGCAGUGAGAGCUGGACCUAUGUGGACAAUUCCACAGAGAAGAAGAGCUCCGAUAGCUGGGACGUGUGGGGCUCAGGAACAGUCUCCAACAACAAAAACAGUAACAGCGACAGUUGGGAAAAUUGGGAGACCAACUGGGAAAACGCAGGAGGAGAGAGCAAGACCAAAAAACCUCCUAAGGCAACAAAAAAGGCGUCUUCAGCUGAUGAUGGGUGGGAUAACCAGAACUGGUAGAACUCUGUUAACCCUGUUUUGCACAGCUAGGAAGGGGAGGCUAUGCUGGCUGAUUGAGGGGAGAAAGUUUUACACACAACUGGAGUAUCUUGGUUUACCUUACUGGUCUGUUACUUUUGUGCUUCCCAUUCGUUCUACUUUCUUUUAUCUCAGUUUAGGAAAAAAAAAAAAGCAGCAUCUGAAUCUUUUAUUACAUAAAGGUGGCUCUCUCUUUUUCAAGGGUAGUGAUAAAUUAAUCUUCCCUGCACUA